UUGUGCGAUUUAUUCAAACACACAACUUAAUGGUAUUAGUACGCAAUAACCAACACAUAGCAACUAUAGUCAGAAUGCUCAUGGCAUUGCCACAUCUACCACCAGAGAGAAUUGAAGAAUACCCUGAAAAUUUUCAUAUUCUUGAAGGGUUUUUGGAAGUACAGAGAUUAGCCAGGGACAUGAAUGUAGCUGAAAAUAUCUCUGAGCUUUUCAACUACUUCCAAAAUUAUUGGAUAAAUAUAAUUGGACCACAUGGCUUCUCUGUAUACGGUGUCAAUAUCAGAACCAACAAUUAUAUUGAAAGCUUCCAUAGUACAAUUCAAACAAUAAUUGGCAGACAUCCACCACUUUGGACCUUCUAUGAUCGAUUACGAUUGGUAGAAAGGAGAGUAAGGAGAGAAACGCAGCAGAUUAUAAAUGGCCAUCAGGUUCGGAGAGCAAUAUUGACCAGUCGAGACAGCAAUAACCAAUUAUUAAUAACUGCAUUUCAAAAUGUCAGGAAUGGUCGAUACGAUACUUCAGCAUUCCUUCGACGGGUUGCUCACUCUGCAAGAGGUUACUGGGACCAACAAAUUGGACCUUUACCAACUGAUGUGCAAUUAAAUGAUCAACCACCGAAUGCAUUGGUACUUAGACCUCUACAAACACCACAAUACUUACCAGGACGUAUAAGACGUGGUGCUGGAAGGGGCAGAGAUCAAGUCCGGGAACAACCUGCCGUUUGACCCCCCGUUUUAAAUAUUGCAAGAGGUCAGAGACGCCGAGGGCGUCCGAUUAGUAGUAGAAGGCAGCUUCCUCAUCGGAGAUUAAGUCAAGAUGCAAUGGAAGGUUUCUAUG
Molecule: messenger RNA, 837 nt
Organism: Aphis gossypii (cotton aphid)
Lineage: Eukaryota; Metazoa; Arthropoda; Insecta; Hemiptera; Aphididae
Exons: 5
Coding region: 30-725 (231 amino acids)
Source: RefSeq, a predicted model, not a curated record